Molecule: messenger RNA, 2560 nt
Organism: Culex pipiens pallens (northern house mosquito)
Lineage: Eukaryota; Metazoa; Arthropoda; Insecta; Diptera; Culicidae
Exons: 4
Coding region: 503-1801 (432 amino acids)
Source: RefSeq, a predicted model, not a curated record
AACGGUCUUCGGGAGCGGCACGCAGCAUUUUUGUUCCGAGGUUCGGGUCCGACUUCGUCGACGGUAAAAGGGGAGCGAGAGUUGUGUAUGUGCGCUGAAGAAGAAGCGGCAGCAGCGUUUGUGUGCAGAAGAGUUCGGGGCUUGAACACAUAUACGGGGCAAGGAAAUUAUGAGUUGAAGCUGAAUAAUAAUCAGGAGGAGUAGCGAAGAACGUCGCGACAUGCGUUGCGGUGUAUUGUGAUGAAAAGAAGCUGCGGGGUUCGGUGCAAGUGAGAGUUUGGAGAACACAGAAAAAAGGUUGGAGUUUGCUGGGCAUGAUCGAGUGAAGCCGAAGAAUUAAGAAUUGAAGCACGAGUGCGCGCGUAACAUGAGAUAGAAGAGGAGAAGAGCCAGGCAGUGUGGUUCGAGUGUGUAGUGUGUAAACAAAUUUAAUGCAUCAGUGAUAUCGGCACAAGUUCCUAACCAUCAAGCAUUCGAGUAACGAGCGACGUCAUCUUGCAUCAUGUCACCAUCGAAGAGCAGCUUCCUGUCAGCGGCAGUGGUGCUGCUGGUCGUAGCGCUAGCCCAUGGAGCUCGCCGUCCCCAGCUGAACGCGGAGCUGGAAACAAGUGGCGGCAACGAUAGAAUGUCAACAACCGAUCCGGGACCGCCCCACCGGUUCCACGCAAUCUUCCAUGCCGCCGCGGCGUCCGCGACGGCCGUCGACUUCAAGUCUUCGCCGGCUGUCGUGGAGAAGAUGAUGGCGGCCGGUAGUCGGGACCGCGUUGACAACAGAGACAACAACAACGGCAACAAGAACCGUUCAACCAGUAGUACUAGGCAGUGUCGCGAAGGUUGCCUGGAAAAGCGCUCCAUCAAGGACAUCCUGUGCACGAACCAGCGGGAAUGCGCAAUGUGCUGGGACGUGUGCAACCGUAACCACCAGAUCCGCAAGGAGAACGAGCUGACGCACCGCCUGCUGCUCAGCCUGAGCCGCAUGAUCCGGAACGAAUCGGUCGUGACGGCCGACAUCGAGUGGACCACACCGGAGGAGCUGCUGGAGCACCAGCCGCAUCCGCAGGCCGUAGUGCCGUCGCCACUCGCCGCGAGUGAAAACGUCGAGCGGUUGUCACGGAUCGCGCGGGAUGGCGCCGCCAACUCGAGUGCCGUGUCCCGGAUAAUCCAGGCGUUGAGCCAAUCGACGGCGUCGCUGCAGGAGCUGAAGUCGACGAGCGGAAGCUCGGAGCAGCAGCAAAGCUUCCACCAGUGUCUGGUGUCGUGGGAGAUCUCCGGCGGAGGUUUGACCGGGAAUCUGCUUACCGAAACGGCCAAGGUUGAGCUGUCGCUGUGGCCAAACACCAAGUAUCACGUGCACGUGACGUGUCGGAAUAAGGAAACCGACCAGCUGAUCCGGUCAGCGCCGCUUCUGAUCGACACCAGCGAAGCCGUGAUCGUGAGCCUUCAGGGCACGACGACCACCACCACCACCACCACGAUGCGACCCCUCGCGAUCAACUCCGUCAUCGAGGAGAUCGACGUGAUCCAGGAGGCGAGCUCGUUCACCGACGGCGAUCCGAUCUCGCCGCUGCAAACGCUGCACCAGAAGCAGCCGGCGCGGCCCCACCUGUGGCCGAUCUACAGCAGCGCCGAGCUGCCGGAAAACUCCAAGGAGAUCGUCAUCCUGGGGGUGUUUGUGGCGAUCCUGGCCUUCGUGCUGAUCGUGCUCACCGUGGUGAUUCUGGUCCGGCGGAAGCAGGACGCGAUCGAGGACCGCGAGCUGCUCAUCGAGAGCGAAGUGCUGCCCAAGAUUCUGCACGUUUGAUAGGACGCCGGCAGCGAUGCGGACGAGUACGAGAGGUGUUUUCUGUAAAUAGCUAUACUCUUGCCUUUUUUUCAUUUCCUCAACGAACCCGCUUCCUACUUUUUCCUACUUAGCGAAACCAGCGCAUAAUUUAAUCAUGUGAAUCCCAAAAAAGAUAAAAACUCUGUAUAAAUUAUUUAGAUAUUAUCCAAACACUCACAAACACAAAACCACUCUUUGUUAGGCUUCUCGAAAAUUUGUUAGUUAUUGCAAACGUUCUUGGCAACGACGACGACGAAGAUAUUGUGAACCAUACAUGAGAUGCAAACAAAAAAGAAUAAAACUAUAAAGAAGAGUGUGGCAGAGCAGUGAAGCGAGAGCAGGCUAGCGAGGGUAUAACAUUGUUAAUGAGAGAGAAAGAGAAAGUAACGAAGAAAGAGAGAAUUAAAAAGAUACUAGUCCUUGUGAAUGUGAAUGAGGGUGAGUGUGAGUGAGAGAAUGAGAAGAAAAGGAGCGAUACGAAGAAGAGUAGUAGGCGGUGGAAGAAGGAAAGGCUUAAAGAGAUAAUUAAGAGAGCGAAAGAGAGAAAAAGAGAGGGAAUGAGAGAAAUUUUAUCAAAGUUACUAGGAAAAAAGAAAUAAAAAUUCUGACGUAAAUUAAAAAAAGUGAAUUAUUGUAAAAUAGGCAAAACAAAACCAAUCAUUACAUGUGUACAUUGUGUAAAAAGACUGAAAAUAAUGUAAAAUAAAAUCAUCGGAAUAAUGAAUCAACAAAACAUAA